AUGUCGUACGCCUCUGUUCUCGCGAAGAACGCUCCCCCCGAAGAGCGCCAGGUCCACCCGGAUCCCAGCCUCCUCACCAGGCCCGAAGACAUCGAGCACAGCCGCCCCAUCUCGCCCGGCGCGCCCGCAGACGACCUCGUCGCCGACAAAGUUCACAUCGUCGACCGUGACGAGAUCGAGAAGCUUCGCGAAGCUGUCGCUCACGCCGACGAGCCCUCCGCGACGACGGACGACCACUUUGCCGAGGCGCAGCAGCACCAGGCCGAGCGCGACCAGCAGCUCGAGCAGCAGCGCUUGAAGGCGCAGGCACAGGCAGAGCUCAAGCGGACGACUGACAAGGUCGAGGCUGUCAGCGAGAACGCUGAGGAGAAGGGCAAGGAGCUGUACGACGAGGCCAAGUCCAAGGGCAAGAAGCUCGAGAAGGAGGCCGAGGACAAGCUCGAGAAGGGCAAGAAGGAGGCUGGGAAGGCUUGGGAGCAGGGCAAGAAGGAGGCCAAGGAGUUUGCCGGCAAGGUCGAGCGCGAGGGCAAGAAGGAUGCCGAGAAGCUGAAGCGCAAGGCGUCCGAGGUCGAGCGGGAGGGCCGCGCGCUCGCGAAGAAGUACCCCUACGCCGCGACUGGUCUCGUCGGCCUCACCAACGCCCUCCUGAUCGCCAUCCCCGGAUACCUCGCAUGGAAGAACUGGGACCAGCCCCGCUGGGACCGCCGCAUCGUCUCGAUGGUCACCGUCGGACUCGGCUCGAUCUUUGCCGCCGAGGGCGCACUGGGAUGGUUCGAGUACGAGAAGGAGCACGGAAGGCGCUAG
This is a messenger RNA of Rhodotorula toruloides NP11, 804 nucleotides long. RefSeq lists its product as uncharacterized. The record is from RefSeq and is a predicted model, not a curated record. NCBI's taxonomy places the organism in Eukaryota, Fungi, Basidiomycota, Microbotryomycetes, Sporidiobolales, Sporidiobolaceae. Bases 1 to 804 code for a protein of 267 amino acids. The transcript has 4 exons.